Molecule: messenger RNA, 2542 nt
Organism: Parasteatoda tepidariorum (common house spider)
Lineage: Eukaryota; Metazoa; Arthropoda; Arachnida; Araneae; Theridiidae
Product: cyclin-dependent kinase 5 homolog
Biological process (GO): protein phosphorylation
Cellular component (GO): cytoplasm; nucleus
Molecular function (GO): ATP binding; cyclin-dependent protein serine/threonine kinase activity
Source: RefSeq, a predicted model, not a curated record
AAGAAAAUCGAAAUGCAAAGGUUAGGUCUAAGCUGAUCGAAAAGACUGAUUUCGGCUUUUUAACCAAUGAGAGAAGUUCUGCUUUUUCUUUCCCGAACGGCAAACCUGUCAUGUAAUAUUGGGAUGAUAUUAAGGAAAAUUGCUAUAGCCUGCAGGUAUCUGCAGAAACUAUUACACCCUCUCCCUGUCUGUUAAAAAGCAUCAUUCCAUGGUGCUUAUAUUUUAACGUCCAAUCAAGUGCCUUUUUAAAUCCUGCCUAUUAUAUAAAGCAAUAAUUUUAAUUAGUUAAAUAUUAGGUGCUUUUAAUUAAGUAAUGAUACAUGAAUAUGAAACGCUUUCGUCGACGCAUGUCUCACACCUUUCAAGGGCAGAAAACAAACAGCGACAAUGGUCUUUCAAAUCUCGCAGAACGUCUUUCAUUACAAGAAAAUGGUGACAUAAAUAAAAAUGGGGGUCAUCGUUUGACUCUUUUUGAAAAAGCCAGUAGGCGUUUCUCUUUUUCUACAUCAAGAAUAAUGGAUUUCCAAAACAGUACUUCAUCCAUAUCUCAGUCUCCAAGCCUUCCAGAGUCAAAUUCUGUGAUAGAUCAAGUUAGUUAUUUCGAGAAAAGAAGGAAAAGGUCCAUACAGAGUGGGCUGUUUAGGAAAUUUAAAGGUGUAGUUCAUGAACAUCCCAGAAUCGGUUCAGAUGGAGAGAGUGAGGAAGCAUCUGGUGCCUCUGACGAAGUAGUUUCCCCGGUCAAGCGUCGGUCUAGGUCCCGGCAUGUCAGUCAACAUGAUAUUAGUAAACGGCUCUCCCUCCCUGCCGAUGUACACCUUCCAGAAAGUUUUCUUGCCAAACAGACAGUCAGUCCGACGUUGGAGGGUCCUAUUAGUAGGACGCUCAGAAGGCAAUCUCUGUCAGAAAUAGGUUUUGGUAGAAUAGAAUCUUAUGUGAAACUUCAUAAGCUUGGUGAGGGUACUUAUGCAACUGUUUAUAAAGGUAAAAGCAGACUGACUGAUAAAUUAGUUGCGCUGAAAGAAAUCAGACUAGAGCAUGAAGAAGGAGCACCCUGCACUGCCAUUAGGGAAGUUUCAUUGCUGAAAAAUUUAAAGCACAAUAAUGUAGUUACACUCCAUGAUAUCAUUCAUACUGAAAAGUCCCUUACCUUAGUUUUUGAAUAUUUGGAAAAAGAUCUGAAGACAUAUUUAGAUGAAUUAAAAUCUCUUCUUAGCUUAGAUAUUGUAAAACUUUUUCUUUUUCAAUUGCUGCGAGGUCUUGCUUACUGUCAUCGGCGGAAAGUUCUUCACAGAGAUCUGAAACCACAAAAUAUACUAAUAAAUGAUAAAGGAGAAUUAAAAUUGGCUGACUUUGGUCUUGCAAGAGCAAAAUCUGUACCCACCAAAACAUUUUCAAAUGAAGUAGUUACAUUAUGGUAUAGGCCACCAGAUGUAUUGUUAGGUUCAACUAAUUAUUCUACGUCAAUAGAUUUAUGGGGUGUCGGAUGUAUAUUCUUUGAAAUGGUGACGAAGAAACCUCUCUUUCCCGGGUCGUCUGUCGAUUGGCAGUUGGGACUUAUAUUUGACCUGAUGGGUCCCCCUUCAGAGGACGUGUUUGAGUGUCUGAAAAACAAUGAAGAAUAUCUGUCAAUAAAGAAUGUACAGAAGUUUGAAUAUGAUGACGUCAAAACACUGGAAGAUAGGUGCAGGCGCCUUGAUUCUACUGGCAUUGACCUCAUGUACGAGUUGUUGAAAUAUGAUCCUAAAGAUAGGAUAAGUGCUUUUGCAGCAAUGAAGCAUCGUUAUUUUGAUAGCUUAGGGCCUGAAGUCCACAAACUUGCCGAUACUGCAUCAAUAUAUUCAGUGCCAGGCAUAAAUUUUCCUUUAUCAAUAGCACAAAGGAGAUCCAAGAUAAACCCUGUUAACAGUGCAAAGUCACAAGUCUUGUCAGCUUCUCAUUCUGGCAUUUGGGAAAGCAUGGAAUCUUGGGAAUCUCCAGACCAACCAAUUAAAGGAAGUCAAAGAAUUAGAAAUGAAAAUGAUAGGACAUGGAAGUCGACAACAUGAAAAUAAUUUUAACUUUCAAAACCAUUGCACAUUGUUGAGUUUUUUCAUCUUCUCCAAAUUGCUCCAACCAUGCCAGAUAUCAUUCUACAAUCAUGAUUAUCAUCGUCAUUGACUGAGCAAACUUCUCUAUUUCAUAUCCAUUCACAUAUCAAAUAUUUGGUGUAAAUUUUUACAAGUUAACAAUAUUUGAAGCUUAUAUUUUCUAUUCACUUGACAUACAUUUUUUUUUUUAAAUUUAGAUUUUAAGAUGUUUUUAUUUACUGUAUAUCCAGGUGUAUAAGUGGAUCCUUAUUUUUGAUUACAAGGUAGCAAGUUUCUAGUGUAUUGCAUUGCGUAUCUGGUAUGAGUUGAUCGCUGAACUAACCAAAUGUUGAAAAAAAUAAUAAAAAAAAUGUCAGAAGUUAAAAAACAUGAAAAAAUUAUUAAGUAAUAUUUAACAUGAGGAUGAAGUGGAAUUGAUUGCCGAGUGGGAUCCAUAUGACGAUGCUAAAUGAUGC